CAAAAUAUUGUGCAACUCCAGCCAGAUACUGAGUCUUAGAUAUAGCUAGCUAUUACUGCUUACGUUGCCCACCGGUUCUUAUGCUCUGGUUUUUUUAAAAAAAAAAAAAACUUCAUGUCGGCUAUAUAAUCCUAUAAAUUUCUUUUAACUUUGUCCCAAAAAAUCCACAUUCUCCAUGACAUGACUUCGUUUUACAUGCAAACAACAGGUAUGCAUGUACAACUUUUGUUCAUAUAUACUUGUUGGAAAUAUUGUCCUAACAAUCCUAAUUUUCAUGUGUUUUUUUGUUUUUGUUUUUUGAGUGAUUUGGAAAUUUAAUGUUGUUAUUGUUGAAAAGAGACGGAAUAUUUGUCCAGUCUUUGUAGGAGACAUCUCUUUAUUUACUGAAGAAAUGAUCAGAAGGUACAUCUAUUUAGAUUUAACUCUCUAUAAAUACUUACCCCAUCAACCCAAAAAAUCAAACAUUGAUUUCCCUAAGAUUUUGAGUUUCCAUUAUUUCAUCCUUUUGAGUCUUUAUAUUUCAAUAUCUUCAAAAAUCUCUUGCCUAUUCACUUUAAUUAAAUUCUUAUAAAAGAAUUUUUGAGAUUUUGAAGUACAAUACAAGAUGCCUUAAGUGGUUUUUCAUAUCGUGGGAACAAGAUGUCACUUUAUUACUCGUACUUUAUGCCCUUAUUUCACUCCCUUCAAUAAUCUCUUGCCUGUCUAAAUUCUUACAAAAGGUUAGCAAGAUUUUAGAGUUUUUCGGAACUUCUAUCUACAGCACAAUAGAAGAUCUCUAAAGUGAUUUUUUGUAUCUUGAGAGCAGGACAUCGCUUUGUUAUUCACACUUGGAUAACGCCGAAGCGUCUUUCAUAGCGUGCCUUGACACGUUUGUUUCAUUUUCAUAGAUCAUGGCCAACCACUUGAUGAAUACUAGCAGAAACGGAGUUCAAAAUGAAGAGACAUUUCACAAAUUCUUCGAACAAUGGCUCGUCGAACAAAACCAAGAUUUGGAUCAGCUUGUGCGUGCCUCGAAAGACAACAACAACCACAGGAUCCUAUCACCUAUAAUUCAGAGAGUCAUGAAACACUACGAAGAAUAUUAUACAGAAAAAUCGCGAUGCGCUAAUGUUGAUGUUUUGGGCAUGUUGCAUCCAUCAUGGAGAAGUAAUCUUGAAGACGCGUUUUUAUGGAUCGGAGGGUGGAGGCCUAGUAUGGCUUUUCACUUGUUGUACUCGAAAUCUGGUAUCCAACUUGAGGCAAAUCUUCAUGAGUUAAUCAGAGGAUUUAGAACUGGUGAUUUAGGAGAUCUUAGUGGUAGCCAACUUGGGAAAAUUGAUGAGUUGCAAAAUAAGACAAUAAGGGAAGAAAAAAAGUUAAGUGAAAAUUUAGCAAAAGUUCAAGAAAGUGUGGCUGAUACAUCAAUGGUGGAAUUGUCUAAUGUAGUGAGUGAAAUGAUGAGGGAACAAAGAGGACAAGUUGUUGAAGAAGAAGAAGAAGAAGAAGAGAAAAUCAAGACAAAUAUUGGUAAAAAAGAGGAAGGUUUAUUGGAUGUGUUGAGAAAAGCUGAUGAUUUGAGGCUAAGGACACUUAAAGAUAUUUUGAGAAUUUUGACACCAACUCAAGCUGUUCAUUUCUUGAUUGCUGCUGCUGAGCUUCACUUGAGGAUUCAUGAAUGGGGUAAGAAAAAGGAUGCUAGUCAUGCCAGACAAUAAAAUCGGAACGAUACAGAGAAGAUCAGCAUGGCCGAUGUGCAAGGAUGACAGGCAUAAAUUGAGUACUAUAUUAUGAAGUCGGAAUCGUGAAGAGAAGAUCAGCAUGGCUGCUGCAUAAGGAUGACAUGCACAAAUCAAGAAAUAAUAGUAAGAAUAGUAGUACUUAUGAAUAUUGUUACUGCACAAGGAGUUAAUGGUAUUACUACUAAUUUAUUAGGUUCUAGUAGGAUGAAGAUCUUUUAGACCCUUUUUUUGUUCAUUUCUGUGUAUGCACAACCAUGAUUAGUUAAGAGUAUUAAAGAUCUUUUAGGACUUC
Messenger RNA from Lycium ferocissimum, 2010 nucleotides. RefSeq names its product protein DOG1-like 3. The transcript has 2 exons. Gene Ontology annotation, biological process: DNA-templated transcription. The record is from RefSeq and is a predicted model, not a curated record. The coding region runs from base 891 to 1694 and encodes 267 amino acids. Lineage: Eukaryota; Viridiplantae; Streptophyta; Magnoliopsida; Solanales; Solanaceae. Gene Ontology annotation, molecular function: sequence-specific DNA binding.